CGCAAACAACCAUCACACAAGAAUGGGUGAUGUAUGCUUAUUGACCAUGUCUCAAAAUGCAAAUGCAACACCCUUUAACUUGUGCAACUUGAUGUGGGAACAUCUCAAAAAAGAAUGCAAGGCAAAGGGGACUAUUUGGGCGGGAGGAGUAAUUAUGCAUUUGACAACAAAAUUUGGCUAUACGGAUCGUCAUCCUAUAGCUGACUACUGUUUGAUGGACAUUGAUUAUCCGACCAGUGCCUUAUGUAUCUCCCAUUCCCAUUAUAAUAAGCUAGGUAAGGACUACUACAAGUGGACUAUUCAUCCUAGGCCCUUCUGAUAUUUCACUUUGCCCUCCGAUGACCUACCUCCACUUAUUUUCACUGAGGAUAUGAGCCAUGUACGCCACUACUUAUUUCCCAAUGCCAUACCUCCACACCUCCGACAUCCUGUAGAUGAUCUACAGGAAGAGCAUCAUGAAGAUAUGCAUGAGGACAUGCCCAACCCACCUCAAAACCCACCUCAAAACCCACCUCAAAACCCACCGCAAAACCCACCGCAAAACCCUCCUCCAACCGACUAUUUCCAACAACUUCUAGCCGGAUUUCAAAACAUGAGCACGGACUACAAGACCAUGGUGGGUCAAUUUGACCAACUUAGGCAAGAAGUUGUUUGUUAUCGAGAGGAGCAAAGCACGGGAUUUCAAAUAUUGGAGGAGGACCGCCAAGCGGACAAUCAACGAUAUGAGGAAGAUCACCGUAGGAUGUAUGGUCCAAUGUACUCCUACAUAGCUCACCAAGCCUCUUAUAAUGCUAUGGCCACCCCACCUCCACCACCCUCAUGGUAUGACCCCACUCACUAUGGUAGUUUUGGGGGAUCGAGUUCUGGCGGUGGGGGCUAUGAUGGCGGAUUCGGAGGAGAUGCCACUAUGGGCGACGAAGGCACCGGUGGUGGUUUUGGAGGCGGUUUCUAUGGUGGCAAGGGCGGGCACUAGGGAUAGUGCUUGGAUUAAGAAGGGGGGAGACUCCUCAUGGGACCUCAUUUGAUCUCUUGAAAGAAGAGGAAGGGAAGAAGAAGAAGAAGAAGAAGAAGAAGAAGAAGAAGAAUAAAAGUUUGAGCAUAGAAGACCCAAAAAAAAACCCAAGAACAAUGUUGUUUUAUAAACUCAUUUAGAUUCCUUGGUGGUCUUACGUUCUUUCCUUUUAGCCCUCAUUAAAACUCUUAAAUGUUUUGGAAAAUUCUACUUUACUCGAGGGCGAGUAAAGAGCUAAGUGUGGGGGAGUUUGAUACCUUUGUAAUUUCCAUGUGUAUGUUUGUAUUUUUAGUUAAUUUUGUUGGUUGAUACUUUGGAAAUUACACACUUUUGGUGUAAUAUUUUAGUUUGCAAAAUUAUUUGUAAUUUGUUUAGAUUAGGAUUAUUCUGAGCUUAGGACAGGUCAAAAUCAUCCCAAGAAUCAAAGGAUGGAUCCUAAAGACCAAAGAAUGUGCAAAAAGGAGAAGAUCAAAUGAAAAUUUUGAAAUUUGUUCAAUACUCGGUCGAGUACUGCCAAUACUCGGUCGA
This is a messenger RNA of Cuscuta epithymum, 1540 nucleotides long. The record is from the annotation of a GenBank genome assembly. NCBI's taxonomy places the organism in Eukaryota, Viridiplantae, Streptophyta, Magnoliopsida, Solanales, Convolvulaceae.